Messenger RNA from Porites evermanni, 5422 nucleotides. NCBI's taxonomy places the organism in Eukaryota, Metazoa, Cnidaria, Anthozoa, Scleractinia, Poritidae. The record is from the annotation of a GenBank genome assembly.
AUGCAGCAAAUGAGAAAAAUGGAAGUUGGGGACCUGUCUGGUAAGACACUUAACUUCGUCUCCCACUCCUUGGACAAACCAACCCUGAACUCCUGGGAGGACCUAAUGCGAAGUCAAACCUUUCGCUCCAUUUAUUCAACCGAUGACAUCGAGAAAAUACGACUGAAAAGUGGCCGCGUGUCUCCGGCGGUCGCUUUAAUACAAGACCUCGUAUGUCGAAAAACACCAUUGGAAGACCUGAUGAGCGGUCUAAGAGAAAUAGAGAACAAAGAGGCAAUUUUGAUCAUUGAAAAUGGUAAGUUGACCACAUCGCAUGGGUUGAAACAUAUCUAUGGAAAUGUUUUGUUUUCGGGUUUUGAUAGAAUCUCUUCAUAAGGUUAAAGUCCCGUGUUUUCUCAAAAUAACGAGUAACCCGCUUGUGGCACUAAAAAAGAAGUACAUGUCGACGUGCCAUGAGAGAACUAAAAGAAUAUAAAAUGUAGCUGAAAUAAAUUUAGUUUCUGAAAAAAAAAACCUGAAAUGAUAGCUCAGCUCUUUCUACAAAUUUAAGGCAGCUUGGUUUAUUGGUUAUAUCAGUUUUCACAGGCUGAGACCCGAGCUCUUUUCCUCAUUCAGCCAUGUAAAGGACCAACUGGCAAUUGAAGUAUUGUUCCAAAAUCUUGUUGUGAUCAACGUGUGUCUACAUUAAUUCCCAAUCCCCAAUUAUGUCUAUAACGCGUACGGAAAGAUAUUAACUUACAGUCUUACAGUCGGUGCGCGGUCUCUUCCUGAGGGUCUCCAACUGGGUCCCGAUUACUGAAUUAGGCUUGAUUUCCGCCGCUCUUCCUGCCCUCCCCGAGAAGAGAGUCUGUUCUUUUGAGGAGUGCGGGCUUAUGCUUUGAACAGUGACUGGCAAUCAAGCCUAAAUCUCGACCAGGAUCCCUACUGGAUAUUCGUUCUCUUUCCGAAUUCCGCAGCCCUGUUCCCUUUCUCCACCUCUUCAAUUCCGACCAAAUAAGGUAAUUCCCAGAUCAUGAAGCCAAAACCCUUAUCGGAGACCCUCUUUGAUGUCAUUCCUAGAAACGAUGAGCAAUAGCUUGAGCCCCCAAGACUCUGGUGGAAGACCUCCUCCUUCACUUUUCAUACCGCGGCAACCAGAAGAGGUAUUUGCUAUUCUGCCAGUCUACCCACUUUAGCUGUUUUGUUGUACCAAACAACAGAAACAUAUGAAAUGAAUAUUACUAUGUAAUAUAAUUGUAAUAUAAUUAAACUUUCAAUAUGCUCUAUAGAUAUUGGAUAGCUUAUAAUUUAUCACUUAAAAUUAUAAAGUCAUGGUAUGAUAUGAUUAAUUGGUGCAUGCGACUGUACAUGCGUGUAAUAGAGAAGAGGAUUGAUGACGUCACAAAAACUAAAUUUGUGAAAUCAGAGUACUUAUAUCUCCCCGCCAAUUUGCUAUAACAAACUCAUUUUUAUCCUGUUCCAGGAUCCAAGAAGGUCGCGUCAGCGGAAUUGAGAAAGCGUGAACACGAAAACAAAACGGCAGGAAACUGAGAAGAGGAAGGGCGGCUUCCUUUGCUCAUUAUACGUUUCUGGGAAACUGCCAACCUACUCCUCCCCUACGCCAACAUUUUGCCCUAAGUAAAAAAUAAGUGUUAAUUUUGGCUUAAGGGAGAGGUAGGUGAUCAGUUUCCCAGAAACAUUUAAUGAUCUUUUUUCCCACUCCCGCCUCCUUUUUCCAGAUCACGCGCUCAUGUUUUCUCGUCCCUUUCACUUACACGUCAUCCAUCCCUGAGCUAGCCUGGAACAAGCUAGCUCAUUUUUUGAAAAGUGAACAUAUUUCAUCAUGUUCUUUAUUUCUUUAAAUCUUUUCUAUCCCAAAAUUUUACAAAUUUGAAUUUUCGUUACGUCACACUUCUCUUUUCUUUUGUGAAAAGUGGUUAUAAGUAAUUUAGUUUUACUCUUAAAACUCGCAAUUGCAAGCUAUAUGUUAUUCUCACGUUGAAGGUGGUUUCUAACUAACUAACUGUAUUUGUGGUAGUACACUGGAGUGCUUUGACGACUGGCGAUGCGGUCAUAUGUUUCGCCUUGUGCCUGUUUUCAGGCACAAGGCGAAACGUAAUACCUUUUCCUGCCAAUAAAUCACUGUGAAUAUGGAUCAAGCCAUCAUUAUACUUAGAUCUGGACUAGGUUUAAUUUAUAAGGCGGAUGGAACGUGAUUUUUCGCGAUUUAGUAUAAGAAACGUAUUUUUUUUUAUGAUUUUGGAGGGGCCGACUUUUCGAUAUUUUAAUCAUAUAACUUUAGGUCUAGCUAUCAUUGUGCUUAGAAAUGGACUAGUUUUAGGCAAGGAACUUGAAUUAAUAUAGGGAACGUAUUUUCAUGUUUCUGGAGUAGCUAUAGUACUCGAUAUUUUAUUGGUCAAUCAAGACGUCGAUAGUGGGGAAGGGGGGAGGAGAAACGGUGCAAAGUUGAGGUCGAUGGUGGUUUGGCGAAGCGGUUUGUAGUUUAGGUUCCGAUAAAACCUAUUGUAUUUUAAAUGAUAUUACGACUUAGGGUCUUUAUGAUAAUGGUGAUGGGUGACAUAUCGAGAAAGUAAUAGUCAAUUAGCAGUAGUCAAUUAUCACAAUUUAAAGAAAAACGCGAUGUAUCAGUCAAGUCGAUGAAUACCUAUUCACCGUGUGCACAAUCACCAAACAUUGCAUUGAUGUCAGAGUAGCUCCGUACGGCUGAGGAGAGAGUCGGUUAACGCGAAACGAGACUUGCUGCGCGCCCAGAGGCGAGCAACCCAAACGCCAAGGGCUGUUUUUCCUCCUCCUCCCUAUCGAAUAUCUCUGUUAUCUAAUUAAGUAAGGUGGUUACGGCAAUUCAGUCAAACUUAAGACAAGCAGCUUUGGCUACAGUAGCCCCUCAAAGUACGCCUGCAUUUACAUGUAUUCAGGCUAUGGGUAAACGAAAGUGAAUCGAUACGGCUACUUUAACUAGUCAUCUGGAUAAUAUGAAAUUUUAGAGCAUUUUGCAUUAUAAGAAUGAGUCAUUUAGGUAAAGUAAGCAAGAAAAAGUGAUCAUGAUAAAAAGCGAGAUAAAAUGUUCUAUCAAAAAAAGUACACAAAUUCAAACGGAACCGCUAUAAAAAUCAAGAAAAAGUAAACGCUCUCAGACUGUAACGAUCAAAAAAGAAAAAUCAACUCAGGGGCCCAAAUGAACUCAUCAACUCCCUCUUGUUGAUUUGUACAAAGUUUUUCCAAAUGUGCGUUGAAAAUGGUACGAAAUACCAGACGUUUCGAGGAUUGCUCCCUCUUCCUUAGUGGUUUAAAGCAACUCCAUCAUGUUGUUCACCUUUGUCUAUGCCUAGUAACUUGUCUGCGUUUAUUGUGACUGGCCAAUUCAAACUACUUUGGUUUUGCUUUGGCGACAGUCAAUUCUGAUCGCUAAGAGUAUAUUUGCCAGAAUCUGAUAUACGCACUGGUUAAUCCUUAGAUUUAUAAACAAAGGAAGGGUCCAAAUUUCUGUAAUUUAAAGAAAAGGGGCUUCACCAAUUAGUUAAAUAUCUGUUAGUUAGACUAGUUCGUGUCACUUUAUCUAUUUUUUAGUUACUUAUUUAUUAAAAUCACUUUCGACAAUUUAAUAGUCAUCCUUUAUAAAGUAAUAAAGAUAGUACGCUCCCUCUGUCGUGUUUGCAUGAGAGUAUGUUAACAUGGUUGUGACGUCAAGAUGUUUUGCUUUCGCGCACUAAUCACGCAAGAACGAAUUUGAACAUUCUCAUCCCCAGAGCCACUCGGCUUACUUUGCAACCGAACAGUGACAACCGGAGACCAAAAGAAACAAAGAGCUCUGGAGACGAGCAUGGAAUUUGAAAAAAGUUUUGAGUUGAAAACUCGACAAGUUUACUUUAUUUACCCAUUUCCUCGUUGGCCGACACUCGAAAAUCUUAAGAAACAUGCUGCGUAAUUUUUUUUUUUUCGCUCAAGCUGACAAUUUAAGCAAGAAAAAUCCAUAUUUUGGAAAGCAUCUUUUUCGCAAAACAAGAACAUCCUCCUCAACCCCCUUGAGGGGUUGGGAGAAUUCUUGAUCUUGACGUCAAGAUGUUUUGCUUUCGCGCAUUAAUCACGCAAGAACGAAUUUGAACAUUCUCAUUCCCAGAGCCACUCGGCUUACUUUGCAACCGAACAGUGACAACCGGAGACCAAAAGAAACAAAGGGCUCUGGAGACGAGGAUGGAAUUUGAAAAAAGUUUUGAGUUGAAAACUCGACAAGUUUACUUUAUUUACCCAUUUCCUCGUUGGCCGACACUCGAAAAAUUGUAAGAAACAUGCUGCGUAAUUUUUUUUUUUUUGCUCAAGCUGACAAUUUAAGCAAGAAAAAUUCAUAUUUUGGAAAGCAUCUUUUUCGCAAAACAAGAACAUCCUCCAUUCUCCCUCCUUGAGGGGUUGGGAGAAUUCUUGAUCGUUAUGCAAUCCUCGACUUCGUCUCGAUUUUGCAUAACCGUGUCGAAUUCUCCCAUCCGCUCUCGUGUUUAUAUGAGGCUAUGCAAACACGGAAAACGUUUUUCUAUUACUUAGGCCCUGUUCGCAAAACGACAAAAAAAUAGAGUUUGUCGUUUGCAAAAAUGAGGUUUGAAAAUGUUGUAGUUUAUACCAAUUUUUCUUUUUUGCACCUGACGCACGCAAAGGUUAACUUAUCUUGUAACCAAAAACGCCAUUAAUAAAGGAACUUUAAUUGGUCACAUUAGCGCGAAAUACGAUGAUUCGACGAGGGAUAGCUGUCAAGGAACAAAGGAUUUUGUCGACUGUCAAAAAAUUGGUGGGACUCCAAACUUUCUCGACGGCAUUUCUGAAGUUUGGUGACACUUGAGAAAAUUGGUAGGCGAAAAAAAUCGUUCGCACUAAAAAAGAGGGUCUGAAAUGGCUUGCGUACUGCGAACAGGGCCUUAAAUAAUUUCUUUGUCGCUAAAGCGAGGUUAGUUGAUUAUGAGAAAGAUUAAGAGUCACGUUUACGACAAACGGCAAACUUCAGAUUCAAGUUGAGAAUUUCUCAGAAUAGAAAAUAAGCAGAUAAAAACUGUUCAGGACAAUUCUUAUGGGUAAAACUGGCAUGAAACUGCUUAUUUUUUAGUAGAAGUAAGAAACAGUAAACGACAAUAAAGGAGAAAUCCUGGUCACGUGGUACAAAUUCACGUUUGCUGUUUGGCGUAAACGUGUCUCUUAAUCUCUCUAUUUUCUUUCUUUUUCGCUUCAGAACGGCUCUUCGGUUUCGUUGUCAUAUGCCAGAUGUGCCUCUUCAGUUAAGACACAAGGCGAAACAUAUCCUGUUCAGGAAUCAGCAGGAAUCAAGGAAGACCAUCCGUGCGAUCCGUAUCGACUCCAAGAAAACACAGGAAAGAUCUUCAGCUAUUUCUUCCCUUGCCUUGGAUGGUUCGGCCGCCCAAAAGAUUAUAGUAAUAUUUAG